Phragmites australis (common reed) is the source of this 1086-nucleotide messenger RNA. RefSeq lists its product as uncharacterized. The transcript has 6 exons. Lineage: Eukaryota; Viridiplantae; Streptophyta; Magnoliopsida; Poales; Poaceae. The record is from RefSeq and is a predicted model, not a curated record. The coding region runs from base 304 to 981 and encodes 225 amino acids.
CUCUCUCACUCAAGUCUGCCCUCCUCACAAGUCACAAGUUGAGCUGCUAAAAAAAACUUGAAGACCACCACAAUUUGGGGCUUGUCUUCUCUUCUUCUCGUCGCCCGGUGCCUGGUCUGGUUCCUACAAUUUGGGGCUGCUCUGCUCUGACAAUUAAAGAGCCCCUCUCCUCCUUCUCAGGCACAACGGCACAGCCAAGAUCUUCCGACUCCCUCCGCAAUAGGCAUCCAUAAGAUUGUACCGAUGUACAGUAACUGUAUGCAGUCCUAUUUGUAGAAAGUUGAAGGCACGAUCUUGCUUGCGAUGAUGAAUGUUCUCUCCAGCCACCCCCAAAAUGUGCAGCUGCGCAGUAUUCAGGAGAUGUCUAUCAGAGGAAGAUCAUUCAAGUUGCCAUGCCCAGCUUCAGCUUGGAAUAAUAAUAACUCAUCGACAGCAGACCUCCCUUGUGGAACAGGAGCAGGAGGCAAUAGGAGGCAUCGUCCAUUAUUUGUCGCAGUCAGAGCAGUCAGUGGCAGAGGUGAAUCGAGCAGCGGCGAAGACGAUGACCAAGAGAAGCAAAACAAGAAAGACGAGGGUAGCUCUGGGUCUGGGUUGUCCAGAGAGGAUUUGGAACGGCUGGUUGGGCCCGACGAUGCCAAGUUCAACGGGUUGGAUCUUGCAAAUCUCAUCAGGAAGAAGUACGGUAGAUCGUACGAUGUGACGCUCAUAAAGAAGGAGUUCAUGGGAAGGAACCUGUUGGCUAUGAAUGUGAUGUGGAAGUACAGGGAGCAGAGAUCGUUCCCGUUGAGCGAGGAGGAGUACCUGCUGCGGCUGGAUGAUGUGGCCAACACGCUCAAGUGCUGGGGAGCCGUGGCGCAUGUCCGGAACACGUUGGAGAAGCUCAAGGAGAGGCCAAGGAUUGGCAAAGUGCGCGGUGAGCAUCUUCAUCGACAUGGACGAGACGGGAGGGCGCUCAAACGAGUGGAUAUACAAGUGAAGUGAUGAAUAGACUGAACCUGAACCUGCCUGCAUGUGGUUGUUUUCAUUACUAUCAGCAACGUGAUUGGACUACUCUUCUCUGAAUGAAUGAUCAGAAAGUUAGCUUCA